Molecule: messenger RNA, 2638 nt
Organism: Paramecium sonneborni
Lineage: Eukaryota; Ciliophora; Oligohymenophorea; Peniculida; Parameciidae
Source: the annotation of a GenBank genome assembly
AUGGGACCAGUGUUGCGACAUGAUCCUCAUCCAUUUAAAAGUUAUGAAAAAGAUAGAUCACCAUCAAGACUAUCGAUAGAAUCUGAGCAGUAGCUUAAGAUAAAUAAUAAUGAAGGUAUAAAGAUGAGUGUACACGAGAGUGCAGAUAAAAAGAAAAAUAUAAAUUUUAAUAUUGCUAGGAGGAAAUCCACAAAGUCUCAAUAAGUAAAGGUAUUGUAAAUAGUAAUAGUUAAAUAAGCGGAAAUCAGAUUAAGGUAGAAAAUUUGAAGGAUUGUCAAUUUUAAGAACUAUGUAGCAGAAUUAACUUAUUUAAAAGUUUACAAAUACUUUGUUCAUGAAAUCAUAUAUUUUAUCUGAACAUAAUAAAUACCUUUUGAAUUAAGAAAGUUAUUUGUAAUCUAAGGUUGAUAAAACAAAAAACUAAAGUAUAAAUAUUGUGAUAAUAAACAGAUUAAAAUUAAUAUAUUACAACAAAUAUAUUUGCACCUGGAAGCUAAUUAGUGCUUGUAUGGGAUGUGAGUGCAACAUUUUUUCAUUGUUUUAGUUUAUGGCUUUGUCCAUUUGUAUCAUCAUUUAUAAAAGAUAAUAGUUAUAAUGCAGCAGAGAUGUUUUUAAUAAUUCAUAUAAUAAUUGAUAUUAUAAUCAAUUUGAACAGACCUAUAAUGAUCUAAGGAGAAAUAAUUUUUGAUAAAUUGGAAAUUAUAUAACAUUACUUUAAAGGAUAAUUACUGGAAGAUCUCAUAAGUUUAACGAUGUGGUUUUUAAUGUAUUUUGAUUUUAAUUAAAUACCUGUGACUAAUGAGAUAAUAGCAAUAAUACUUUUAACAAUAACAAUUUUAAAGGUGAAACGAAAUUACGAAAAUUUUAUAGAAUCUCUAUAUUUAUAAGGAGCUGUAAAUUAAUUGGUAGAUUUAAUAACAUUAAUAGUGAUGAUAUAUUUCUUUGCACAUUUAAUGGCAUGUGUAUUUCAUCAUGUAGGUGAUAUAACAAGUGAUACUGAGAAUUGUUGGUUGAUUCAUUAUAAUUUAUUACAAAAGCCAAUAUCGGUUAAAUAUAAUCAUUCAUUUUAUUGGGCUACUAUGACUAUGGUAACUGUAGGAUAUGGAGAUAUUACUCCACAAAAUGAAGCAGAAUUAGUGACAGUUAAUUUAUUAAUGCUUUUAUCAAGUUGUAUGUUUGGUUAUUCAAUGAGUUCUAUUGGAAUGAUUUUAAAGAGUAUUCAAGAUGCUAAAUACAAAUGUAAAAGAUCACUUAUUCUAAUGAACUCUUAUAUGAGAUAAAGUCAAGUUGAUUAAUAGAUUUAAAGUAGAGUGAGAGAUUUUAUCAAGUAUCAACUAGAAAUGGAAUCUAAAGAAAAUAAUGAAGAUGUUAAUCAAAUUAUAAAUGAUUUACCUAAUUAAUUAAAGUAAGAAUUAUAAACAAAUAUUUAAAUGAACAUUAUGUAAAAAAUCAAGAUUAUUACAACUCAGUUCACAAAAUAAACUUAAUCAGAAGUAUCUUAAAAUCUUGUACAAUUUAAAUUUACUCCUGGAGAUUAUAUUUAUCACCAAGAAUAAAUAGACAAUAAUUUGUAUAUAUUUUUAAUUUAUUAUUAUUUAGAUAUUAUAUUAAAGAAGGAUAAAUUUAAAUUACUGAAGAAAAGAGUGGAAAAGUCUUAUAAAUAAUUAAAUCUUCUAGUACCUUUGGAGAAUACUAAUUUUUUACAGGUCUUUCUACUAAGACUUGUGCUUAAAGUAUAGGAUUCUCUGAAAUUUAUUAAAUUAAAAGAGAAAUCUUUCUUAAGAUCAUAAGGUCUUGCAAUAAAGAUUUUGAAAGGUUUCAUAAUAUCAAAGAUAAUUUGAUUAUUAAUUCAAAUUAUUAUGUUAUCUUAUAAUGUUGCAAUUUCUGUAAGUUAUAUACUCAUUUAAAUAUUGAUUGUCCAUUACUCAACUACAAACCAGAUGUUUAAAUUCUAUCUAUAAGAGAAUAAAGGAAAUAUCCGUUUCAUCAUAGGAAAACAUUUGUAAGAAUGGGUGAUAAAAUAAAAUCUUUAUCUAUCUAAUAAUAAAUAAAUAAUGCAGUUGAAGACUUUUUGGAGAAAUAGAGUUCAUUUCAUGAAGUAAUUAGAGAAAUUCAAAAGCAUUCUGAAGAAAGUCCAAAUACUUAACAAUAAUAAAUGAUUUAAAUUGAAAUCAAAAGCAGUGAAGAUUAACCUAUUGAAAAUUAAGGAUCUCAUAUACAUCCUUCAACUACUUCAAAUACGACUACUACUGGACCUCCACCAUUAGCUAUGAUGAGAGUAAAAUCUAGUAGAUAUGUUUUCAAUUAAUAAUCAAAAGGGUCUCAUCCUAAAAAUUAUUUUGUUAUGGGGGGAAAUAAUAAUAAAAUUACUAAAGAACUUAUAUUCAAAGAAAACUCAUUUAUUUACUAUCUUUAUUUUAUUUAUUAGUUUCACUCCAAUGAAAUAGAUCAAAUGAAAGAGUAUCAGACUUACAUGCCUUAAAAUAAUUGUUCAAAUUCUAUCAAAUUAAGAGAAAAAUAUCUUGACAAAAAACAAGCUGCCAGAUAAGCAAUUGAUAUUAAUGGUUUAUCCAAAACUUACAUUUCUAUUAGACAAAGAGACUUACUCUCAUCUUAAAUUAUCUAGCCUCACUGUUGA